This is a messenger RNA of Hirsutella rhossiliensis, 2964 nucleotides long. Its product is annotated as PH domain-containing protein. The transcript is spliced from 6 exons. The coding region runs from base 1 to 2964 and encodes 987 amino acids. NCBI's taxonomy places the organism in Eukaryota, Fungi, Ascomycota, Sordariomycetes, Hypocreales, Ophiocordycipitaceae. The record is from RefSeq and is a predicted model, not a curated record.
AUGGGUCGCAAUCGAGUCCUCUCGUUUAUGUCCCAGUUUUCCACUGGUACCAGGUCGCCGUCGCCCUCGUCGUCGCCCCCCAACGAGCAAUCCGGCAAACACACGCCCGAGUCCUUCCUUACCCAGCAGCACCUCGACUCUGUGCGCCGUCCCGUCACGCCCCCCUCGCACCCGGAUUAUGGCACGCCCGUAAACGGCUCCCCUCGCAACAACAGCCCCAGCCAGCGCCCGCGCAGCACCUCGCGUCCCAUGUCCAUGGUCCAGACCUACCAGCCGCCCCUCAUGGAUAUCAACGAGGACACGAUACCCGAGCUGCAGCCCAUCUUCACCUUUCUCAAUAGCCACUCCAACAAGCUCUACCAGGAGGGCUACUUUCUCAAGCUCGAUGACCAAAACUCCCAGGGCAAGCCCAAUCCUGACAGGACGUGGACCGAGUGCUUUGCGCAGCUCGUCGGCACCGUCUUGUCACUAUGGGAUGCAGCCGAGCUGGACGCCGCCGGCGAGGACGGCGAAGUCCUUCCCAAGUUUAUCAACCUCACCGACGCGUCAAUCAAAAUGAUUGAUUCUCUGCCGACGCGCUCCAGCGACGAGCAGCCUCUACAGAAUAUCCUCAGCAUCUCCACGGCCGGUCGGAACCGAUACCUGCUCCACUUCAACUCACAUCACUCCCUUAUCCAGUGGACGGCCGGCAUUCGCCUCGCCAUGUACGAGCAUUCCACCCUCCAGGAGGCCUACACUGGCGCCCUCGUCGCCGGCAAGGGCAAGACUUUGAACAACAUCAAUGUCAUCAUGGAACGGUCGCGUUUCAAGACGGAGGAGUGGGUACGAGUCCGCUUCGGCGCCGGCGUCCCGUGGAGGCGAUGCUGGUGUGUCAUUACUCCUCCGGAUGAGAAGGAGUACGCAAAGCUUCAAAAGGAGAUGAAGAAGAGGUCGCCCUACGACCGCUCCGCCGUUCCCGCUCUCAAGGGCGACAUUAGGUUUUACGACACAAGGAAAGACGGCAAGAAACAAAAGAAGGCUCAACCCAUUGCCACCAUCACCGACGCCUACUCGGCCUACGCCAUCUACCCACAGGCCAAGUCCUUGGUCGACGCCUCGACGCUUCUCAAGGUUGAGGGCCACGUCACCGUCCACUCGGAUCCUCCCUCCUCCACCGAGGGCUUCAUCUUCAUCAUGCCCGAGACUCAUCCUGCCGUCAGCGGAUUCGAGAUGCUGCUGCGCUUCCUCUUCCCGACGUGGGACACCUUUUGCCUUUAUGGCCGUCCCGGCAGGCUCGUCGCAAGCGUGCUUGACCCCAGAUCCCUCAUGUUUGCAUUGCCCAAACACAAGCGCUAUGGCUACUUGGAACCCCUUGACGUCUCGACGCUUAUUCUCGAUGAUGGCAGCGCGGCCUGGACCGAGAAGGAGUGGAGGAAGCGGCUCAAGGACGCCACUGGCACGAGGAUGAACGCCAUCGAAGAUGGCACCAGGUCCCACUCUCGAAGCGCGAGCAGAUCCAGUGCGAGACUCAGCGGUGGAGGUGCCGGAGCCAACGGCGUCAAGCCCAGGGUCGGCUUCAACAACAACCAAGUGUCUGUACGGUCCUCGCGAUCCUUCUCCUUGAAUGGAGGAGGGUCCCGGACAGAUACGGCGCUUCCUGAUCGCCGCAUGCACCCGCCUAUGCCGGGAACAGCCCAACCUCACCCCCUGCACAACGCGUCAGAUCCUGAGCUGGGCGGCAGCAACUUCUCUCCGAACGUCUACGGUACCCCCCGGGACCGGCAGCCGUCUGGAGAACCAGGAAGCUCAGAUGAAGAACUCGGUAACUCUCCCCCGCCGGAAAUGCGGGAUCUCGAGGGCAUGCGUAACAUGCAGACCCCGGAGCCCGUCUCGCGCCCGCCGGCCUUUAAUCACGGACCACAGGCGCGCCCCACCAGCAAGGCAUAUCACUCCCCCGAGCUCCGACGUGCCAACAGCCGUCUGUCCAGCACAACGCUAGAUCAGAUGGCCAAGGCUGGGGGAACGUCUGCUAACCAGUACGGUUCACGCGAAGCUCUGAGCCCGACCAGCCAAGACCGACCGUCUGGCAGACUGCCCCCGCCACCUCACGGCAUCCCCAACCAACGGUCCAGGUCGCCCAUGGCCUAUCCUCCCCACGGCCAUCCCAACAUGAUGAACGAUCCCAACUACGCACCACGCCCACACACGGCUGACGGACGCCGCCCACCUCAUCCCCCGGGACCACCUCGGUCCCCUAAUCCGCACCACCCAAACUUUCGGCCAGACCAACAUCGCCCUCCGCCUGGCGGACCUGGAGGCCCGCCUCCUCCACAAGGACGUGGGCGACCCAACCAGCGCCCCCCACCCGGCCACGGCCCGCCCUAUCACGAGCACCACGGCAAUUAUGGGCCUGGUCCUGGCCCUAGACCUUAUCCGGGCCCUCAGGGCCGGGGCGGCCCUCCCCCAAACUUUCAUCCGUCACGAAAGCCGCUGCCGCCCAAGACGCACCAGAGCAUCACGCCCAACGACAUCAUUGAUCAUUACGCUUCCGACGCCCACCGUGGCGGUCCUCCCCCCGAUAGACGACAGCCCCCGCCGCCGCACCAGCAAGGUCCCGGAUAUGGCGGCCCGGACAACUACCACAACGGUAGUUAUUCCGGCAUGGGCCCCGACCAUUCGCAUGACGGACGCGGGUCCUCCGAUCGCCAACGAGCAGGGCCCCUGAGGCCCAUGGGUCCCGGUGAGGCACCGGCACGACGCAACCCCGAGUUUGACGUUCCCGAGGUAAAUUCUGGCCCUGCUGUUGACAAUCGCACCGUCCGGGUGCCUCGGAAAGGUCGAAGCAUCCAGAACAAGCAAGCGAUCAUGCUGGGCGUCAGUCCCCUGGACCGGUGCCACUACUUGCAAGAUAGGAUCUCGAGGAUCAAGCACAAUGAACCGUGGCGGAGCACAUUCAGGCGCAGAAACUCAACGGCUGACACCUGA